Molecule: messenger RNA, 609 nt
Organism: Daldinia loculata
Lineage: Eukaryota; Fungi; Ascomycota; Sordariomycetes; Xylariales; Hypoxylaceae
Product: 40S ribosomal protein S7
Exons: 3
Coding region: 1-609 (202 amino acids)
Biological process (GO): ribosomal small subunit biogenesis; rRNA processing; translation
Cellular component (GO): cytosolic small ribosomal subunit; 90S preribosome; small-subunit processome
Molecular function (GO): structural constituent of ribosome
Source: RefSeq, a predicted model, not a curated record
AUGAGUGCCGCUCUUAACAAGAUCGCGCCCAACAGCCCGUCGCGCCAGAACCCGUCGGAGCUCGAGACCAGCAUCGCUAGCGCUCUCUACGACCUCGAGACCAACACCACCGAUCUCAAGAUUGCCCUCCGACCCCUGCAGUUCGUCUCUGCCCGAGAGAUCGAAGUCGGCCACGGCAAGAAGGCUAUCGUCAUCUUUGUCCCCGUCCCAUUACUCCAGGGCUUCCACCGAGUCCAGCAGCGCUUGACUCGUGAGCUCGAGAAGAAGUUCUCCGACCGCCAUGUCCUGAUCAUCGCCUCGCGCCGCAUCCUUCCCCGACCCAAGCGCUCUGCCCGCUCGCGCAACACCCUCAAGCAGAGGCGACCCCGUUCGCGAACUCUGACUGCUGUCCACGAUGCCAUCCUUACUGACCUCGUCUACCCCGUCGAGAUUGUCGGCAAGCGUCUGCGCACCAAGAUAGACGGCAGCAAGCUCCUCAAGGUCAUCCUUGACGAGAAGGAGCGUGGUGGUGUCGACUACAGACUCGACACCUACUCCGAGGUCUACCGCCGCCUGACGGGCCGAAACGUCAACUUCGAGUUCCCCCAGUCCGGUGCCACCGAGUACUAG